AUGAGCCGCCAGACUGCGACAGCGUUACCGACUGGGACCUCCAAGUGCACACCGUCCCAGAGGGUGCCCGCCCUGACGGGCACCACUGCGUCCAACAAUGACCUGGCCAGCCUCUUUGAGUGUCCCGUCUGCUUUGACUAUGUGCUGCCCCCCAUCCUUCAGUGUCAGAGCGGCCACCUUGUCUGUAGCAACUGUCGCCCGAAGCUCACGUGCUGUCCCACCUGCCGGGGGCCCUUGGGGUCCAUCCGCAACCUGGCGAUGGAGAAGGUGGCCAACUCCGUCCUUUUCCCUUGUAAGUACGCCUCUUCGGGCUGCGAGAUAACGCUGCCGCACACGGAGAAGGCGGACCACGAAGAGCUCUGCGAGUUCCGGCCUUACUCCUGCCCGUGCCCCGGCGCGUCCUGCAAGUGGCAGGGCUCGCUGGACGCCGUGAUGCCGCACCUGAUGCACCAGCACAAGUCCAUCACCACGCUGCAGGGCGAGGACAUCGUCUUCCUGGCCACGGACAUCAACCUGCCCGGGGCCGUGGACUGGGUCAUGAUGCAGUCCUGCUUCGGCUUCCACUUCAUGCUGGUCCUGGAGAAGCAGGAGAAGUACGACGGCCACCAGCAGUUCUUCGCGAUCGUGCAGCUGAUAGGCACGCGCAAGCAGGCCGAGAAUUUCGCCUAUCGGCUCGAGCUAAACGGUCACCGGCGGCGAUUGACUUGGGAAGCCACUCCGCGCUCGAUUCACGAGGGAAUCGCGACAGCCAUCAUGAACAGCGACUGUCUAGUCUUCGACACCAGCAUCGCGCAGCUUUUUGCAGAAAAUGGCAACUUAGGCAUCAAUGUAACUAUUUCCAUGUGUUGA
Pipistrellus nathusii (Nathusius's pipistrelle) is the source of this 849-nucleotide messenger RNA. The record is from the annotation of a GenBank genome assembly. NCBI's taxonomy places the organism in Eukaryota, Metazoa, Chordata, Mammalia, Chiroptera, Vespertilionidae.